CUGACGCUGCAAAGCUGCGGUGCUGUGCGCGCUCCAGAUUCCCCCUGGAGUCCGAAAUGGGGCUCCGCGUCCCAGAGGCGGGGCGUCAAAUCCGGAUCUUCCAGGGAGUCUGGAAGCCCUUCCGAUUCAAACCCAGCAGCCUCCGCCUCCAGCUCCGCCUUUGCCCGGGACUGGCUGAGCCGUCCUUAGCCUCUCCUUCGCCUACCUCCGGAGGACGUUGCCUUUCGCCGGUCGCUCUCGAUCCUCUCCUUCUCCAUACAGUAUAUACCGGUACAUGGAACGGGGCUCCUCGUUUCUCUUGCCUGAGAUUUCCUGCAACCUGAAGUCCACCACCGUUGAGAUUUUGCCAAGCUGCUAGUACUCCAAUGCAUUCUCCAACACGAACUUCAAAGCCCCCCAAAAUGAGAAGGGAAAUGCCCAAGCAGGUGAAUGGCACAAAGAGUCACCCGGCCACCAGUUGUGAUGAGGAGAAUGGUCUCGGGGAAGAUGUCAAAUCCUUCUUGGGUGACGAACGGCAGCUUCAUUGCUUUGAUGACCUUACCAAAGUGAAUCCUGUGACCACCACAACUGUCCUGAAGUGCCUGCAAGCGAGAUACACCAUCGACGUUUACACCAAUGCCGGCAGCAGCCUGGUAGCAGUCAACCCCUUUCGGCCAAUACCGCCUCUCUACUCGCUGGAGCUCAUGAGGGACUACCACACUGCUCCCCGCCUUCAGGAACUCAAACCUCAUGUUUUCGUGGUAGCAGAGGAGACCUACAGGAAUGUCCAGAGCCAGAUCCCGCCUGUAAACCAGUCCAUCAUUGUGAGUGGCGAAAGCGGAGCUGGGAAGACAUGGACCUCCCGUUGCCUGAUGAAAUUUUACGCCACGGUCGCCUCGUCCUCCACCAUCCCCAAAGGCAGUGUGGCAGUGGAAAGGAUAGAGAAGAGGGUGUUGGACUCCAACCCAGUGAUGGAAGCCUUUGGAAACGCAUGUACCCUUCGGAACAGCAACAGCAGCCGUUUCGGCAAAUACAUCCAGCUUCAGUUAAACAGGUCUCAGCAUCUAACAAGCGCUUCCAUCCAGACUUUCCUGCUAGAGAAAACAAGAGUUGCCUACCAAGCCCCCUGUGAAAGGAACUUUCAUAUCUUCUACCAGGUUUGUGCCAUCGAACGACUGGAAUGGGAUGUCCCCGAAGGAGCAAAAUUCUGCUGGCUUCCAAAUCCUGAAAAGACUCUAGAAGAGGACUCCUUUGAGGUGACCGAGAGGCGAUGUCGCUCGGGCUUGAACUGCUCCACGCAGAAUAAUGUUUUCAAGAUAUUAGCAGCUCUUCUCCACCUGGGUCACAUCUGGUUCUCUGAGGCUGAGGACGAGUCGCAGCCUUGUGAACUGGACGACAGCGCCAAGACUGCUUCCAGAUUAUUAAAGGUGCCUGUAGAGAGGUUGCUGGAAACACUGCGGAUCCGGACGAUAACAGCUGGGAAGCAACGGCAGGUAUUCAAGAAGGCUUGCCCCAAGGUCGAAUGUGGGACGAGAAGGGACUGUCUUGCCAAGCUCGUCUAUGCCAAGGUAUUUGACUGGCUGGUGGCCGUGAUCAAUGGAAGCAUCAAUGCAGAUCCUUUCUGGAGCAACUUCAUAGGUCUGUUGGAUGUUUACGGCUUUGUCUUUCCGCACAACCACCUGGAGCAGCUGUGCAUCAACUAUGCCAACGAGAAACUGCAGCAGCAUUUUGUAGGCCAUUUCCUCAAAGCCCAGCAGUAUGCUGCAGAAGGCCUGGAGUGGUCUUUCAUCAACUACCAGGACAACCAGUGCUGCCUGGAUGUAAUCGAAGGCAGUCCAGUCAGCAUCUUCUCUCUGCUGAAUGAGGAAUGCCGCCUCAACAGACCCUCCAACACCAGCCAGCUCCAAACCCGGAUUGACGUGGCUUUGUCUGAUAACCGGUGUGUUAGCAGGGACCGGUUUAGUAAGGAGCCCAACUUCAUCGUUUCCCAUUACGCUGGGGAUGUCCGCUAUCAGGUGGAAGGAAUGGUGGAAAAGAACAAGGACCCCGUUCCCCCAGAACUGGUUCUGUUGCUACAGCAGUCCCAGGAUUCUUUGCUUCAGAAAUUGUUUCCUGUGGAAACCACAAGCCAAAAAACAAGCACCAAUGACAUCAGGACUCAGAUGAAACCUGUGGUGGUUACAGUAGUCUCCAAAUUCAAGGGGUCGCUCGAGAAGCUGAUGGAGAUCCUGCACAGCACCACCCCACACUACAUCCGCUGCAUCAAGCCCAAUGCAGAUUGCCAGGCAGCUCUUUUCCGAAAGGAUGAGGUUCUGCAGCAGCUGGAGGCGUGUGGCAUCGUGGAAGCUGUCCACAUCAGCGCUGCAGGCUUUCCAAUUCGGAUUUCCUUUGAAAGCUUCGUGGAGCGUUAUAAAGUGCUGAGGAGAUCACCAAAGCAAAACUCAAACACCACGCAUCAGGAGAAUGGCUUCUCGCACAUUAUGGGGAACGAUUUGAUGACGGCGUCUUCUGCAGAGGACAAAAGCGAUGCUUUACGCUCUGCAGUCCAGGAGAUCCUUCAGCAAAUGUGCCCCCCUGAUGCCCCUCCCCUCAAGCCUACAGAGAACCAACCCUGUAUUGUGCCAGUAUAUUGUGGAAAAACCAAAGUAUUUAUGACCAACUCCACGCUGGAGCUCCUCGAAGAGGGGCGAGCCAGAGUCUUAGCUGACAAAGCUUUCUGCAUCCAGUGCUGCUGGCGAAGGUUCAAGAGGAGGAAGCUGGCUCAAGAGAGAGUGUCGGCCACAGUCAUCCAGUCAGCUGUUCGCUCGUGGUUGGCCAGGAAACAUUUCCAGAGGUUACGGAAAGCUGUCAGGGUUAUAAAACGGACCUGGAAGAAAUGGAAGGCCAAGAUGGAUGUCCUGGCCGCAGAGGAGUUGGAUGACUUAGAAGGAAGCCCCCUCUCCUCCAGCCUUAGGGCAACGGUUUCAUUAAGUGAGACACAUAGCAAGUUGGAAAAACCAUGCCCCCUAAAUGCAGCAAUCCAGUUCUGGCCUCUUGGGCUGGUCCUUUCAAACGGCCCAGUGACACUGGGUGCUUUUCAGAGAGACCUCGCCCUCCUGGCCUGCCUCCAAGUGCUACAGCAGAACCACCACCACCAGGCAGAGACCAAGCAGCGCACACAAGGGGUCACCUCCAUCAGAGCCCUCCCACAGGGCUCUAUCAAGUUCCACUGCAGGAAAUCUCCGCUGCUUUACGCAGACACCAGGCCGCACACCCACAACUGCACCAUGACCGGCUUCAACCAGAUUCUCCUCGACAACUACAAGCUCCUUUCAGCUUGAAAACUGACUUCUACUGUACAUGCUUUUAUAUACUAUUUACUGCACCUUUUUUGUGGCUUUCUCACCCAAGAACCUUCAUCAAGCUGCAUCUCUCCCACUGCAUUUAGGAUACUGUUUCCUCAAAAAUGGUUCAGACUGUCAUGUGGUAUGUAGCAUCUCUUGGUGGAAGGACAAAGGGCAAUUCUCUGGGGAAGGCACACCUCCCCAUUACUACAAGCACUAUACACACAUGAUGUCAGGGGGGGUCCUAUCACAGAAUUUCUGUGCAACAUACGUGUUCUGUCCAUCCUGUCAAAAUACAGAAGGACAGGCUGUACCUCAUACACACACUUCUCUGGGGACCAAGGGGGCCUCGUGUCAAUGUACAAAAGCUGAGCGGCUUACACCAACACCUGCCAGAGACAGAGACUCCACUUCACCCAGCCUUGCAUUUAACAACUUGCCUGGUCACCAUAGGUGAUCUGGAAUUCCAUGCAGGCGAGCAAGCAGACUGGCAACCCUCAGGGCUGUUCUGGCCACAGAGGAAAUGAAGCAGUUUCCUCAGAAAGACUUGUGGAGGUGGAAUGCAUCUCCCUGAUCCUACCACAAGCCUGUUUAAGCAAAAGCUUUAAUUUUUAUUUUAUUUUUUACUAGCCAGUAUUUCCUCCUCUGCAGCUGUGUAGGCUACUAGCUUCCUGUCCAGUAAAAAUAAAAUUAAAAUGGCAGGUGAGCAACUUAUUCACCAGAUUGGUUUAAACGUCAGUUCUCUUACUCCAAUUUAUAUAAUCAGGAGUUGGAAGCAAAAUCUCUAAACCAACUGGGGUUUAGAAUUCAAGGCCAUACCUCAGGAAAAUCACAUCGUGAACUACUGUCUUGAGUUCUAAACCAAAGGUAACUUUUUAAAAGUAUUGUGAAAAGGUCUGUUUUAAACAACAUUUUUAAACUUUAUUGUAAUACAGGGUGGUUGUUCUCUCAGAUAAAGAGAGGGAAGCAAACCCACUGUUGCUUUGGGACUUUUUUUUAAAAAAAAAAAUUGCAGCCUUUGCCAACUGGGUUCUCUCCAACUAUAUUGGACCAUAGCACCCAUUCACCCCAGUUGGCAUGCAGCUAUGCUGGCUAGGGCAGAUGGGAUUCUGCAAUCCAAAACAUCUGGUGGACACCAGGUGGGCAAAUCUACUCUGGGUCAAGACCAAGUUUAUGGGUUCAGUCAUUUCAAAAUUUCAGUAAGCAGAAUUCCAAACAGUGCUCAGUCAGGAAGAUAAGAUUCAGUCUGUAAGUACACUCCUUAGGAUUAGAAACAGGGAUCAGUUUCGUACAUUUAGGCCAUUUUCUACAAAUCAAGACUCAAUAAAAACGUCCAUGAUUAUGAAAUAA
Lacerta agilis (Sand lizard) is the source of this 4652-nucleotide messenger RNA. RefSeq names its product myosin XIX (gene MYO19). NCBI's taxonomy places the organism in Eukaryota, Metazoa, Chordata, Lepidosauria, Squamata, Lacertidae. The record is from RefSeq and is a predicted model, not a curated record. Gene Ontology annotation, molecular function: actin filament binding; microfilament motor activity; ATP binding. Gene Ontology annotation, cellular component: cytoplasm; vesicle; actin cytoskeleton. Gene Ontology annotation, biological process: actin filament organization; vesicle transport along actin filament.